This is a messenger RNA of Hibiscus syriacus, 3532 nucleotides long. Its product is annotated as putative leucine-rich repeat-containing protein DDB_G0290503. The transcript has 10 exons. The record is from RefSeq and is a predicted model, not a curated record. NCBI's taxonomy places the organism in Eukaryota, Viridiplantae, Streptophyta, Magnoliopsida, Malvales, Malvaceae. The coding region runs from base 366 to 3335 and encodes 989 amino acids.
UAUGAGCAAUCUCUUUCCGCCAGAGAGACUGUUACAACUUACAACCUUGCAAAUGGAGAGCUGAGAGAGAGAGAGAGAGAGGAGAAUGAGAACAAGGUAAGAGCUCCUAUUUAGAUCUGCACUCUUUCUAGGCUUUCUUGUUUCUGAGUUCUCUGACUCGGUUCCACUCGUGUUGAACCAGCUCGCUCUCUUUAGCUGAACUCCACGUGUAGACUGCUGCAACUGCCUUUGUUUCUUCGUGUGUACUUGCAUUUUGAUUGGGUUUCCGGCAAUAGAUCGAGCGAUCGAUUGAAUGACGGGUUUCCGGCGGGAUUUUCCGGACAUCAGGUGAGAUUCCGGGAAUUCCGGCGAUUUUUGCGGCGAAAAUGUUUAAGUCGGCGAGAUGGAGGAGCGACAAGAACAGGACCAAAGCUGUGUUCAUGUUGCAGUUCCAUGCAACUCAAGUUACCCAGUUGAAUGUGCAAGCAUUGAUGAUAUCGGUGGUCCCCGGCGAUGGCGGAAAACCAAGAACAAAAUUAGAAAAGGCGACAGUUCUAGACGGUAACUGUCGGUGGGAAAAUCCUGUUUACGAGACUGUUAAAUUUGCUCGGGAUCCAAAGACGGGGAAGAUCAAUGAAAGAAUCUACCAUUUUAUUUUAUCUACAGGAUUGGGAAAAGCAGGCUUGCUUGGGGAAGCUUCAAUUGAUUUUGCUGCUUAUGCUGAAGCAAUUAAAACUUCGACCGUUUCUCUUCCGUUAAAGAAUUCCAACUCUAAAGCAAUUUUGCAUGUCUUGAUACAGAGGCUGCAGGAAAAUGCUGAUCAAAUAGAGGUGGAAGAAAUUGAGGGUGCAAGCAUUAAAUCGCAAGACCGGAACUUGAAGGCUGAUGAACGCAUUAAGAGUGAUACUAUUGAAGAUGUGCCUUUCAGCAGAGGAUCAAAUGGAUCCGAUAUUACCAUUUCAAGUUCUGAUGGCAUCUCUGGGCUUAACACUCCAGGAGAACUUGGAAUGAGAAACAACAACAUCAAUCAGGACCCUCCUACUUAUCUGUCACCUAUGAAUAAUGCCUCAGUUACUCCCAAGCCAACCUCAAUUACCUCAACAGCAAUCUAUGAGGAGUGGUCAGCAGGUUCUGAUCUUGGAACGGGUACUGAUGACUCUAACAGUUCUCAGGACACCUUUCCACGAGAAAAUUCCCAACAUGGGUCUGAUAAUGAGACUGGAAGACUCAAGAAUGAGCUCAUUGCUUUGUCCAGACAAGUGGAUGUGUCAGAUAUGGAAUUACAGGCUCUUAGAAAACGAAUUGUAAAGGAGAGCAAAAGGGGGCAGGAUCUCUCAAGGGAAGUUGUUACAUUGAAAGGAGAGAGAGAUGCACUCAAAUUAGAGUGCGAGAAGCUGAAGACCUUUGAGAAGGUAAUGAAUGAUGCAAAAGUAAAAAGCAGGUUGCAGUUUGAGAGUGGGGACCCAUGGGUUCUUGUUGAAGAAAUCAGACAAGAGUUGAAUUAUGAGAAGGCCUUGAAUUCCAAUCUUCAUUUACAACUGCAGAAGACACAGGAAUCAAAUGCUGAGUUAAUGCUUGCUGUACAAGACCUAGAAGAAAUGUUGGAUGCAAAGAAGAUGGAGGUCCCCAAUCCUCCCAAGAAAUCAGAAUCCCAUGGUAGUCCUGAGGAAUUGGGAGUAACCAUCUCAGGAUGCCACUCAGAUGAUGAUGAUGAGCAAAGGGAAUUAGAACAGCUCGUUAAAGCGCACAAUGACAAUAGUGAAACCUCUCUCCUUGAACGAAAGAUCAUGGACCUCUACAGACAGAUAGACGACUACAAAAGAGAUAAAGAUGAGCUUGAGGCACAAAUGGAGCAGCUAGCACUUGACUAUGAGAUACUGAAGCAGGAAAACCAUGACAUGUCCUACAAAUUAGAGCAAAGCCAACUGCAAGAUCAACUACAUAUGCAGUAUGAGUGCCCGUAUUCCCUUGCUAACAUAAAUGAACUUCGGGCCCAAAUUGAGUGCUUGGAAAGUGAACUCAACAAGCAGUCAAAAGAAUUCUCUUACUCCUUAACUACCAUAAACAAACUAGAAACCCACAUCAAAAACUUGGAGGAAGAGUUAGAGAAACAGGCACAAGUAUACGAAAAGGAUCUAGAAUCUAUCAUACAAGCCAAAGUUGAUCAGGAGCAAAGAGCUAUCCGAAUUGAGGAAGCCUUGCAAAUGACAAGAUGGAAGAAUGCUAAUACAGCUGAAAGUCUGCAGGAGGAAGUUAAAAGACUCUCUAUGCAGAUGGCCUUUACAUUUGAUGCAAAUGAGAAGGCAGCUACAAAAGCUCUGACGGAAGCUAGUGAACUACGGUUGCAGAAAAAGGAGCUAGAAGAACUGCUCAAGAGAACUAAAGAAGAGCUCCAAUCGGUUACGGAAGAUUAUGAGACAAAACUCCGUAAUCUUUCUAACCAAGUAAAUUUAAAAUCAAACCAGAUAGAACAGAUGUUGGAGGAAAUUGAUGAUAAAUCCAAGCAGCUUGAACGCCAAAAGAAGCAUGAGGAAGAAGUUAGUGGGGCUUUUUUCCAGGUGAUCCACAACCUAAAAGCUGAGAUUAACAAGCUGACUACACAAAAUAAAUGCCUCCAUGAACGAGCUCAACUGGCGAAAAAGUUAGGACUGGGAUUGGAAGACACUAAAGCAUUCCCAGAAGAAAUUGAAGUGCUGAAUCAAAGAGGAAAUUUAGAAAGAAAUGAGCUGGUUGGUACAAUUGCUUUGAUGGAAAAGGAAAUAGCUAAAUCACUGGAGGAAUUGCAAAGGAUGAGGCACCAGAAGGAUAAAAAAGAAGCUGCAGCUGAAUAUGACAAAUCUCCCUUGAUACUUUGCAGUCCUACUGAGAUGACAAGCCUAAGAGACAAAAUAAUGUUGCUUGAGGGAGAAAUAAAGUUGAAGGAAACUGCUUUAGAUACAUCAACAAAUGCCUUUUUGGAAAUAGAGAAGGAUCUUCAUAAGAAAAUUGAUGAGUUAGAAGGCAGAGUAGAAGAACUCAAUGAGCACAGCACCAGUUUCUGCAAAUACCAAUUUCAAAAGACAUGUAAAGAUUCUAUGGAUACAUCAAAUGACAUUAUCUCAGUGCCUUUUGUGAAAAGCACUGAUCACAGUUUGUCGGAGAAAGAACCAAAGACAUCUAUUGUCAAUAAAGACAGUGACCGGGAUGAAUUGAUAGCUGAACUAGCAUCAUUAAAGGAAAGAAACGAAACAGUGGAGAAUGAAUUGAAGGAUAUGCAAGAACGAUAUUCCGAGAUAAGCCUCAAAUUCGCAGAGGUGGAAGGUGCACGACAACAGCUUGUGAUCACCGUGCGUUCUCUAAAAAAUGCCAAGAAAUGAUGGAAACAUGAAGGUAAUGAAAUCUUCCUACACAAAAACAGAACUUAUAGUUUGAAGUAGUAGGUUGGAUAAUCUAGGUGGUGACAAUUUCUAUUUAGGGUUGAAUAAAUUAAAUUGUACAAAAAUGGACGGUUCGUUUUUAAUUACCAAAUGUAGUCAAGUUUUUGUUUGAUUAUUCAGGUUUGAUUCUUGUUCUA